AUGGAGAAGAAGCAAGAAGCGCCUACGGCAUUGGUUGUGCCAGAAGGCCGAAUGCCAGGUGAAGAAGAAAUCGAAACCCCUGCAGACGGAAACGAAGCAGAACGAAAUGCUGCGCCGAAGCUUGAGCUUCAACGGACUGUUUCUGGACCACCGUAUUCUAUCUUCACGCCUCGAGCAAAGAUUUUUAUUGUCGUCGCGGUCUCUAUAUCGUCUCUCAUCUCGCCAUUUGGUGCUACGACAUUCUACCCAGCUCUAGAUGUGAUUGCACGAGAUCUUGGCGUCACGCCGACGUUGAUUAAUUUAAGUUUGACGACUUACAUGAUUGCUCAAGCCAUUGCUCCAGCACUCAUAGCAGGAAUGUCAGACACGAAUGGCAGGAGACUAUCGUAUAUUGUCUGCUUCAUAAUCUUUCUGGUUGCGAACAUUGGUCUCGCGCUGCAGACGAAUUAUGCGGCGCUCUUGGUACUGCGUAUGGUGCAAGCAUUUGGGUGUAGCGCCGCUAUAGCUCUUUCGAAUGCUGUCGUCGCCGAUAUUGCCACGUCUGCAGAACGUGGCAAGUACAUGGGCUAUGCGACAGCAGGACUGUUGUUCGGCCCAGCUUUUGGUCCGACAAUUGGAGGCCUCUUCGCCCAAUACCUAGGCUGGCGUUGGACCUUCUGGUUCCUCGUGAUUUUCUCAGGCUUCCUGUUGGUAGUCUUCACACUCUUCUUCCCCGAAACCUGUCGAAACGUCGUAGGCAACGGCUCCAUCCCCGCCAAAGGCGUGAACCAAUCCAUCUUAGGGUACCUCCAACAACGAGGCCACCGCCUAAACUCUGGAGAUGACGCAAGCUCCUUCACCACAACCUGCAGCAAAAAAGGAUCGAAGUUUUCCCUCCCAAACCCACUUCAAACCCUCGCAAUCCUCACCGACAAAGAAUCCUCCUUCAUCCUCCUCUACAACGGCCUCUUCUUCACCGGCAUGAUGGUCGUAACAGCCUCCAUACCCACCCUGUACGAAUCUAUCUAUCACUUAAACACACUAUACACAGGACUCUGCUACAUUUCCAUGGGCAUGGGAUCUCUAACCGCAACAUUAACAAUGGGUCAUGUAGUAGACUGGAAUUUCCGUCGACAUGCCCGCCGCCUCAACCUCCACAUCAGCAAAACCCGGCAACAAGACCUCACAAAUUUCCCCAUCGAACGCGUCCGUUUCGAAGUCGUGGUUCCAGGACAUAUCAUCGGCACAAUCGGAAUUUUGAUCUUUGGCUGGACGUUGAAUUUCCAUACCUCCCUCGCUGGGCCCGAGGUGGCUUUAUUUCUCAUUGGUUUUGGCGUGUCAACGGCUUUCAAUAUCACGAACACUUUACUCAUAGAUUUACAUCGUGAUCAACCAGCUACCGCCACCGCGGCCGUGAAUUUUGCUCGAUGUUUGAUGAGUGCGGGUGGUGCGGCGGCCAUUAUUCCGAUGUGUGAUGCUAUGGGGAUUGGCUGGGCUUUUACGUUUUUGGCGCUUGUUUAUGUUGUUUUGAUUGCGGCGGUGUUUUGGUUGAUGAAGGUGGGUAUGAGGUGGAGGGAAGAGAUAGAAUCACGGUUGCAAGAUCUCAUCUAG
Pseudocercospora fijiensis CIRAD86 is the source of this 1590-nucleotide messenger RNA. RefSeq lists its product as uncharacterized. Gene Ontology annotation, biological process: transmembrane transport. Gene Ontology annotation, molecular function: transmembrane transporter activity. NCBI's taxonomy places the organism in Eukaryota, Fungi, Ascomycota, Dothideomycetes, Mycosphaerellales, Mycosphaerellaceae. The coding region runs from base 1 to 1590 and encodes 529 amino acids. The record is from RefSeq and is a predicted model, not a curated record. The transcript is spliced from 4 exons.